GCGAGAAAGGGGUUCGGUGGGUCUAGGAGCAUAAGGAGAGAAUAUUCACCGGCGCCUGCGUGCUGCGGCGGACGGCCGAGUCUGCAGGCGCAGCCGCGCUGCCCCGAGUUCAUACCUCUGGGCCACGAGGCCCCACCUCCCGGAACCCGAAUUCUCGGAUUCCCCCACUGCCCCCAGAGGACCUCCCGCGGGAGCCCACUUCCCCAGCUGUCGGGUGACCAAGAAGAGAGCAUGCUUAGGAGCGGUUAGGAAGCCUCUCCGCGCUUUCCAGAGCCAGGGAGUGGUUUUUGGAUUGGAUUGAGCUUUCUGACUCAUGCACCCGUUCAUUCAGCAGAUACGUGUUGAGUCUCCAGCCCCUGUAGGCUUUGGAAUUUCGACUGCAAGGGGCAGGAGGGGAGGAGGAGGGCAAAUCAAAACAAGAAGAUGAGACUCCGUGAAGGGUAGUUUGUGUUACCCGGUUGGGAAGCAGGGACAGCGGAAGGGUGUCCUCAGGAGACAGUUGCGCAGCCUCUGAAAGGAGCCAGGCCCCCUGAGAGCGCACAUCUUGUCUCACUAGAGCUUGAUGAAGAUCAGGUCAGACAGGCAAAGACCAAAUCUUGCUGGGACUUGGAGCCCCAUUACCUAAAUAAUGAGCAUUCCCUCUGGCUGCCCAAAGUGCUUUGUCAACAAGGAGAUUAUGGGAAGUAGGAGCUGGUGCCGUAGCUCAAUGGUAGACAUGCCCAAGGCUCUGAGUUUGGGCCCCAGCACUGCCAGCAACAAGGCCCCCGAAACCUAAGACCAGAGGACCCAGCAAGGAUGAAGAGGUUCCGGUUCUGUGGCGAUCUGGACUGUCCUGACUGGGUCCUAGCAGAGAUCAGCACACUGGCCAAGAUUUCCUCUGUGAAGCUGCGGCUGCUGUGUAGCCAGGUGCUAAAGGAGCUUCUGGGGCAGGGGAUUGAUUAUGAGAAGAUCCUGAAGCUCACUGCUGAUGCAAAGUUUGAGUCUGGAGAUGUGAAGGCCACGGUUGCAGUGCUGAGCUUCAUCCUCUCCAGCGCAGCCAAGCACAGCGUGGACAGCGAUUCCUUGUCCAGCGAACUACAGCAGCUGGGGCUGCCCAGAGAGCACGCCACCAGCCUGUGCCGCUGUUAUGAGGAGAAACAGAGCCCCCUACAGGAGCAUCUUCGGGCCUGCAGCCUUCGUGUGAACAGGCUGGCCAGCGUGGGCUGGCGGGUGGACUACACUCUGAGCUCCAGCCUGCUACGUUCUGUGGAAGAGCCCAUGGUACACCUGCAGCUACAGGUGGUGCCUGCUCCGGGUGCCCUGGCCCAGCCUGUGUCAAUGUCCCUCUCAGCAGACAAGUUCCAGGUUCUGCUGGCAGAACUGAAGCAGGCUCAGACCCUGAUGACUGCUUUGGCCUGAGGGAGGCGUGCCUAGCCUCUGUGGAGCUGCCCUGCUUGCACUGAGUUGCUCCCCUCCACACUCCUCUUCCAAGGGUGGCCCUGGCCUCUCGGGUCUCUGGCUGCCUGGCUUCCUGCCUAGGGCUCCUGGGGAUCUUCCCCUGAAUUGCCUUCUUUUGAAAGAAAACACUUGUUAACCAUUUUUACAGACAAAAAGAAUAAACGAAUGUACAGCAGUGUG
This is a messenger RNA of Psammomys obesus (fat sand rat), 1617 nucleotides long. It is a transcript of the gene Commd4, whose product is annotated as COMM domain containing 4. NCBI's taxonomy places the organism in Eukaryota, Metazoa, Chordata, Mammalia, Rodentia, Muridae. The record is from RefSeq and is a predicted model, not a curated record. The coding region runs from base 796 to 1398 and encodes 200 amino acids. The transcript has 8 exons.